UAUUAUCACUACACACGAAUGCAGCCAGUUAGUAGACGAUGGCUUAAAUAUGUAAACGCAGCUCUGGCUGAAUCGUGUCUUUAAAAAACGAGCAAACUAAAGAGACGAAAUCCUAAUGGUGACGAGAUGAAGAUGAAAUCUGCCAAGAAGAAGUCUUUGCUAAACGAAGCAAAGAGAGGGGAGAGGCAACACGAUGUGGGUGCAGUUAAAACUGAAGAUGAAUUGGAGCUGGAUGGUGAGGCUGAGGAAGGCUCCCGUGAAGUUUACACUAACGGAGAUGGUCUUAGCAUCCAUAUCAAGGAGGAGCCACAUGCAAAGGAGAUCUGCGGGGAGUAUAAUGAAGACGCAUCAAGCUGUCCAGACACUAAGCCUGACAAUGUGACAUCCAGGUCAGAUGUUCACCAUCAACGGGUGCACAUAAAGGAUGAGUGUGACUCUGGCCAUCAGCCAGAAUAUGAAUUCACUCAAACUGCUGUCAAGGAGGAGUCAGAGUCGUGGAUCAAAGAGGAUAGAGACAGUGAAGAGGAGGCAGAAACCCAGGAAGAUUAUGGGGAGGGAGAGGAGGUCUGCACAGAGUCAUCAUCCAAGUUCUUUCCAUGUCCUCACUGCACUGUCUCCUUUACUGACUUGGACUUCUUGGAGAAGCAUGUCAAGUGGGUCCACCAGAAACAGUAUCUUGCAAAACUGAAAAAAUGCCUCUCAAGCCGCACACUAAACCUCAUUCCUAAACACACUUGCACUAUCUGCAGCAGCACCUUUAACUCUAAAGUACACCUUAGGGUCCAUGUACAUGAAGCCCAUCCUUCUGCCCCUCCUCGCAGGCUCCACCCCUGCCCAACCUGUGCGCGCAGCUUCCAGUACCUGAAGAAUCUUAAGAAUCACUGUCAGCGCUGGCACAACAUGUCUGUGGUUACCACAGGAGGGCAUCUCAGCUGUGCUGACUGUGGGAAGAGUUUCAAAGCUACCUGGGGUCAAGGGCCACAUUUGUGUCAUGAACCAGAUAACACAGAACCUGAGGAUAAACCAAUCUGUCUGGACACUGGUGUGCAGUGUCCAGAAUGUGGCAAGAAGGUGCGCACUCCUCAAAGCUUGGAGGAUCACAUGCGCACACACACAGGUGACCGGCCGUUUGUCUGCAAAGAUUGUGGCAGGAGGUUCGUGGAGCGCAGUGGUUGGCGGCAACACAUGAAAAUACACACAGGGGAGAAGCCGUACAAAUGCCAGGUGUGCGGGAAAGCCUUUUUAAGAUCACAUCACCUCAAGUGCCACUUAACGACACACUCUGGCAAGAAGGAAUAUUCUUGCUCCGAAUGUGGAAAGGAGUUUGGAUUCAAGUCGAGCCUUGAUCUGCACCUGAGGACACAUUCUAGUGAGAGACCCUUCCACUGCAAUGUGUGUGGGAAGAACUUUAACACCCAGAGAAAUCUGAGGGUUCACACCAAACUCCACACCAAUGAGAAAGCUCACCAGUGUGGGGACUGUGGGCUGAAGAUCGGAGAUCUCGGGGCUUUGAAAAUACACCUGCGAACACACACAGGAGAAAGACCUUACCACUGCACAGUCUGUGGAAAUAGGUUCAUUCGCCUUGCACAUUUGCGAAACCACCAACGCACCCACACUGGUGAAAGACCCUACAAAUGCACUGAAUGCGACAAGAGUUUCACUCAAUCUGGUGACCUGGUGAAGCAUAAGCGCAUACACUCUGGGGAAAAGCCCUUUGAAUGUCCAGACUGCCACCGAUGUUACACUUCUUCUGGCGAUCUUGGCAAACACAGGAGGAGUCACACUAACCUGCGUCCCUACACAUGUCAAGAAUGUGGAAAAAGUUUUCGCUUGUCAGGCCAUUUGAAAACUCACAUGUUAACUCACACAGGGGAGAAGCCAUAUUCCUGCCCCAACUGUCUCCGCAGGUUUGCUCGCUCUCACCAUCUUUCUGGUCACGUGGCGAAAUGUCGCUGAGCUCUUUUGAGAGGAUUGUAAAUAAGCUAGUCUUGAUCUAAUAUGGUAAUUAUAGAAGCUGUAUACAGUGUACUACUAGAUUUUUUUUUAUGAAUGUGUUGACAAGAAAACUCAUAUUUGUAAAUAAUUAUUUAUAUGAACUUUCUGUAACCCUCUUGACUCAGAUGACUGUUUUAACUUAUUAUCACACAGUUUGUUAUUGCAUGGAACUUUUACAGAACUAUCCCAAGUCCUGUAUGAUUUUUUUUUCCAGAGUAGCUCUAGACUGGCUGUUUAAGACACUAUCAUAACAGAUGCUUGAGGACAUGAUAUAAGGCAGAGUUCUAUAUGACAUGCAGAUAAUGGGAUGUUUUUUGCCACUGAUCAAUGCUGUAUU
This is a messenger RNA of Seriola dumerili (greater amberjack), 2335 nucleotides long. Its product is annotated as gastrula zinc finger protein XlCGF57.1-like. The coding region runs from base 127 to 1959 and encodes 610 amino acids. The record is from RefSeq and is a predicted model, not a curated record. The transcript is spliced from 3 exons. NCBI's taxonomy places the organism in Eukaryota, Metazoa, Chordata, Actinopteri, Carangiformes, Carangidae.